Molecule: messenger RNA, 3951 nt
Organism: Patella vulgata (common limpet)
Lineage: Eukaryota; Metazoa; Mollusca; Gastropoda; Patellidae
Exons: 7
Coding region: 1510-2583 (357 amino acids)
Source: RefSeq, a predicted model, not a curated record
AAUUAUACAAACCGGUUCAAAUUAUCACACAGUCAUGUCAUACUUUUUAUAAUGUCAAACUUUGUUUAAUGGAGAUGUUUUCAAGUAUUUGGUGCUAAGAAUAAGCCUAAUAACAUAUUGACAGGAAUCAAAUAGGAAGGUGACCAAGACAUCCACGAGAGUUUGAAUUUUAGACAUUUCCCGAGUCUACAUGUCUAAGGAAACGGUUUGUAAACUUUGAAUUUUAUUUAGUAUUUUUAUUUCGAUAGCCGGAAGUAAGGAAUUUUAUAGAAGGAAUUCACAGACCAAUGUGUGUUCAAUGGUGUUGUGUCGUGAUUUGAAACCAGAUGUAUUCUCAUCCAAAAAAUGACUUCCAUGUUUACUGCUUCAUCUGAUUAAAACCACUUUACAUUUGUGGAAAACGACGAAGAUUUUAAUGGAGAAAACGAAACUUGAACUUGAUGUACGAGACUAACAGCUCAGCAGAGACUACGGGAUAGAAUAGGAAUUUAAACAACUGGAUGUAAAAAACAAAACUGUAAUCUAGUGGGAGAUUGUAUUUAUGGAUGUAAAAAAACUGUAAUCCAGUGGCGAUUGUAUUCAUUAAUGUAAAAGAAAACUGUAAUCCAGUGGCAAUUGUAUUCAAGGAUUAGUUAAUACCUGAUACACACCUUGUCAUAACCAGUGUGUCAAGAUUCCCGCGGAAUGUGACUAUAAAACGAACUGAAUCUCGUGACCCAACUAGUCUGCGAAUACACCCUAUGUGUAAGCAGACGUUAAGCUAAAAAAGAACAAAAAUCGGAUUAAAUUCGCAAUAUAUAUGUGUCGUGAAUAACGCGUCUUAAAUCGGGCGUGGACCGACAUAUUCUAUUCAUAUAGUAUUUAUAGAUAUUGUCACACACAAGUAUUAACACAGAAUAGCACGGAGAUUAUGUAAAUUUCUAAAAAUACAAGUAGUAUAUGUUGAUGUAUGUUUGGGUAUCGUUAUAGCAACAACUUCUUUUAAAAAAAUCUGUCUUAAGGAAUCCAAAGAUGAAAAUAAAACAAUAGUCAAGCUUCAGUUAUCUUGCUUGUCAACCAGCAUCAAUAUUGAUUCCUAACAAAAUAUACUUAUUUAUCGGUUUGAAGGUUACUUUCGUCCAUUAUCUGUUUCUAGUACCUGAGGCUUGUUUCGUAGUUCAGACAUCAAUAACGGAAAGCAGAGAAAUAAACAGAGAACUCUGAAAGGUUUAUCGAUAUUAUAGGAAUGUCGGUAGAGAAAUGUACAGUGGCUAAUUAGAUUAACAAACAAUUAGAUCAUAUGUUGAUUUUAUUAUUAUUCAAAACUACCUAAGUGCUUGUAGAAAUUAUUUUCUGGUUCUAAUUGUAGCUAUACGGCAAUUCUGUGUUAUUAUCUGAAACUGUUGUGGGAUGACCAUUUUAAAAUAACGGAGUAUUGUGAAGAAAGAAUUACCGUUAUUUCUAAAUCUCUAAGCUUGUGGAUGACGUAGAAUCAGGAUUUAAUUUAAUUGUGUGCCUUAAAAGUGAACCAUGUGUUUGUCUGUGACGGGAGUUAUCGGCCUUGUGCUGACCACCAUGUUACUGCACGUGCCUUUAAGCGAUUGCCAAAACUGUGAUGCUAAUAAAGAUGCAGUGCCUGUGUGUAGUGGUUUAACUAAAUCAGGACGAUUCGCGUAUCUAUCGGGUAUUGAAGAUGGUGAUAAUACAACCGAAUGUUUCUGUUCGUUUAGUAUCGAUAACUCUAACGUAGACAACGAUCUAGGUGAUGUCGCUAUUAAUAAUGUAACAAUACCAUCAACUAACUGUGACUUUUAUUUAGCCUCAAAAUACAAAGACGCUACAGGGACGUUAUAUUCUUGUCAGGAUAAUACUAAUCUCAAAUCCUAUACCCUGAAUCCUUCAGAAACCGUGGAAAUAGGUAUUGCUAAGAUCAGCAAUAAUGGCAAUGGUUUUAAAUUUUGUUUAGAGUUUGAAAGCUCCCGAGGUUCCAGCGUUCAGCUAAAUUGUGAAACAUUCAUAUCGUUUCUAAUCCCACCAACUACUACUAAAGCUACCACGACGACUUUAUUUCCUCCGUCAACAAGCGCCGGAUCAACAGCCGCUACAUCAACCUCCACCACUUUAGACGAAACAACAGCAGCCACGACAAUAGCUGCAACGACCGAAAGUGCUGAUCAGACAACAGCAGCCACGACAAUAGCUGCAACGACCGGAAGUGCUGAUCAGACAACAGCGGCCACAACAAUAACUGCAACGACCGGAAGUGCUGACCAAACAACAGGGAGUACUAGCAAUGUCAAUGGCGGGGGCGAUGAAACCACAACUUCUAGUAAUAAUAAUGGAGGCGAAACGACUUCUAGUAGCAAUAAUGGAGGUGGUGGUACCACUUCUUCCAAUAAUAAUGGCGGGGGAGAGACUACGGCUAAUAAUAACAAUGGCGAAGAUCCAGAUACAGAACUUGGUAUAAUUAUUGGAUUUGUAGUGGUUUUAAUUAUCCUGAUUAUAAUUAUUAUAAUUGUUGCAAUUUUUUAUAUGAAACGAAAGAAUAGUAGGAGGAAUCGAGUUGAUAUAACACCGCCAACACCAAAAACACCCAAAAAAUAAUAAUAAAUUUAUGUUAUGUUAAAUCUAGUGAGAUGAUCAGAUUAAAUAAAGUGCUUUAACUUGUCAAAACACAGCAUCUAAAAGAGCUUACACCAAACUUUCUGCUUUCAUGACUUUCUUGCGAUGGUCGGAUGAAAUUCAGUGCGCGACCAGUGUAUCGAUCACAUUCCUUUGAAAAUUCAAUCAGGUGCAAGCUUGAUAAUCACGACUUCGUGAUAUUGAGUGCGAAACUAAACAUAACAAAGUGACAUUCAGUACGGGACCAGUUUACUAAAUACCACAACGUGAAAAUUAGUUCGGGACCAGUUUACUGUACAUUACAAAGUGUAAUGAAGCGCGGUACUAGUUUUCCGAUCAUUACAAAGUGAAAUUCAGUGCGGGACCAGUUUACUAAAUACGACGAAGUGAAAUUCAGUGUGGGGCUAGCUUACUAAACAUGACUAAUUUGCUAUACAUGAUGAUGUGACCAUAAUAAUAGUACACAGGACGCUAGGAUUAACUAAAUAUACCAGUUUAAAACCAAGUAAACACAGUGGACCGUGUCGUGAACUGUGUCGUUAACCGUGAACAGUGCCAUGAACUGUGCCAUGAACUGUGCCAUGAACCGUGCGAAAUGUUUCAACGAAACCUUAAAAGUAGGAAGAAAGGGAAACAACUUUCAUUAUAAACAAAUGUGUGGAUACAGCACGUGCCAUGACUAAGCGAAUUGUCAAAUAAUUAAGCAACCGGUGUUCUACAAAGCGAAUGCACACCCUGUCACGUUGACGACACCCGCCACUACUGAUUAGUCAUCAUUAAUUGGAUUCAAAGAAAAUGACUGAACAUGACACACACACACACACACACACGUGCCAAUUUAAUAUUAGCCUGUUUGACACAUACAGUUGGAAUAAAUUCCUGGACGAUAUGUUAGACCAAAGACUUGAUGGACGAUAGGCUAGACCAAAGACUUGAUGGACGAUAGACUAGACCAAAGAUGCGGGGGAACAUAGAUGAUAGAAACGUUCACGUCGAUUAUAAAGUUGUGGAGGUAGUAUAUCUGGACGAGGGAAGCGAGGCACCAAAACCUUGUUCCUAUAUGAUCUCCAUAGUGUACAUGUUUCUAUUAGUUAACGAUAUACUAUGUAACCAUAGACAAUGGUAACUAUAGCCAAUUAAAACCACAGAGUUACUAUGUAAAUAUGUAUAAAUAUACUAUACUGUCCAUCUUUAUACAAUAACAUUAUUUAUGAAUAGUCCCAAGAUGGACGAAAAGUACUUUAAAAUGUUAAAAUUUUAUUAAACCAGUGUUGAAAUCAGUUUGUUUCGGCAUACCUUUUUUAUCUUUUCAUCAUUUACCGUGAAACAAAGUAGUGCAGCUUUGCGGUU